Camponotus floridanus (Florida carpenter ant) is the source of this 2250-nucleotide messenger RNA. RefSeq names its product vacuolar protein sorting-associated protein 52 homolog (gene Vps52). Gene Ontology annotation, cellular component: GARP complex. Gene Ontology annotation, biological process: lysosomal transport; endocytic recycling; retrograde transport, endosome to Golgi. Gene Ontology annotation, molecular function: syntaxin binding. The coding region runs from base 166 to 2154 and encodes 662 amino acids. The transcript is spliced from 9 exons. Lineage: Eukaryota; Metazoa; Arthropoda; Insecta; Hymenoptera; Formicidae. The record is from RefSeq and is a predicted model, not a curated record.
CAGUCCAGUGCAGCUAGUUCAGCUAUAAAGAAUAAACUUAUAUUUACAAGCUGAAUUUGAGGUUAUAUCUUAUAGAUCGUGUAAUGCAAACUAAUGAAGUGAUGAAAGUGAUCGAAACAUCUCGUAAGUGAAGUAAUUGUUUAAUUAUAUCAUAAGAAAUUGAAAAUGGCCGAGAUAGACAAUGACGAGGAGCAAUUGCCUCAGAAUCUUGGCGACGAUGUCGUACAAGAAGUUCUCAAGACCGGCACCGAUCUACGCCAGUAUUCCAGACAAAUCGAAAAGGAACUCAAGGAAGUUGAAAACAAGUCGAUCCAAGAUUAUAUCAAGGAGAGCCAGAACAUAGCUAGUCUGCACAAUCAGAUUGCUGCUUGCGAUAAUAUUUUGGAGAAAAUGGAAUCGAUGUUGAUGAAUUUCCAGUCAGAUUUAGGAAGUAUUAGCUCAGAAAUACUUACUUUACAACGUAAAUCUGUUGCUAUGAGUCAACAGCUAUCUAAUAGGCAAAUAAUACGUGGCCCGCUCAGUCAAUUUAUUGAGGAUAUGACAGUGUCUGAAGCUUUGAUCGCUGGUAUUAUGGAUUGUCCUGUGACUGAAAAGGAAUUUCUAAUCCAGCUACAAACUCUAAAUCAUAAAAUUAACUUUGUGAAAGAGCAAAGUUUUAAAGAUGCAAAAUCUUGUCUAGAUGUCACAGAUAUAUUAGAGAAACUAAAAAUGAAGGCGAUGGCAAAGAUUAGAACAUAUUUACUAGAGCAAAUUUAUAAAUUUAGAAAGCCGAUGACUAAUUAUCAAGUACCACAAAACAAUAUGCUAAAAUAUAAAUUUUUCUUUGAGUUUGUUUUGGCGAAUGAAAGAAAUGUGGCGGAAGAAAUCUGUGCGGAAUACAUUGAUACCAUGAGCAAGAUAUAUUAUUCAUAUUUUAAGUCGUAUUCAUCGAGACUGAUGAAAUUACAGUUUGAAGAGAGAGCAUCAAAGGACGAUUUAAUGGGAGUCGAAGAUACAGCAAGCAGAGGUAUAUUUCAAAAAACAAUAUUAAAGCACAAAGGUACUGUUUUUUCGAUAGAUACAAGAGGUGAGGUUUUAUCCUCUCAAUUGGAAGCAACUAUAAUUAUACCACACACUGCUAAGACACGAUAUCAUUACGAAGCGCUAUUCAGAAGCGAACAAUAUGCUAUAGUAGAUAAUGCUUGUCGAGAAUAUCUAUUCCUAAUUGAUUUUUUCAAGGCCCGUAAUACACAAGCAUUAGAAAUUUUUAAUCAAGUCAUGGGAAAAACAUUAAAUCUCAUGAUAAAAAACUUGCAGUCAUUUGUUGACGAUUGUUAUGAUACAAUUGCUUUAUUUCUUUGCUUGCAUUUGGUGAUGCGUUAUCAAUUAAUGUGUCACAAAAAAGCUGUACCAGCAUUAGAUAAAUAUUGGGAGACUUUAACAGCCAUAAUUUGGCCUAGAUUUCAAAUGGUGUUUCAGUUAAACAUACAGAGUAUAAAGGAUUGUGAUCCAUUAAAGUUGAACAAAGAAACUGGUCCACAUUAUAUCACCAGAAGAUAUGCAGAAUUUAGCGCAGCAAUGGUGAGUAUAGUUGAGGGAUUCCCUUGUGAAGGAGCAACUCAGUUACUAGCAGAACUGAGAGAAGCAGUACAAUGUUUCUUAUUUAGAAUGGCAGCCAUCUUUCAAAACCGAAUGCAGCAAUUAAUAUUUCUUAUUAAUAAUUACGAUCUGGUACUUGGAGUAUUAAUGGAAAGAACACGAGACAAUUCCAAGGAAGCGGAAAGCUUUCGAGAGCAAUUGAACGCGCGUUCCUCCGAAUUUGUCGAAGAAGUCUUGAGCCCGCAUUUUGGUGGUAUAAUCCAGCUGGUGAAGGAAUCGGAGGCUCUAAUUGAAAAAGGCCAAGCCGACGAUUUGAAACGGCAGGAAGGGAAAGCAUUGGCUUUGGUGCAAUCUUUCACAAACAAUUGGAAACGAGCAUUAGAAGAGAUACAUCGGGAGGUAUUAAACUCGUUUCCCAACUUAGUGCUCGGUGGUGCGCUAGUGCAACGCGCGAUGACGCAGUUGGUACAGUAUUAUCACCGCCUUCAUAAGAUUCUGCCGCCGAAUGCGCGCGCGCAACUUACAAACAUUCAUCAUAUAAUGGUGGAAAUUAAAAAGUAUAAGACAAAUUAUUAAGCGAUUUCUUAAUGAAAUUGAUUCAAGAUUUAAAGGAAAUUCAAAGCAUCCGUCACUUGUUAUAAAAGAAUCAUUUUUCAAUAUUGUAUAUAACAA